AGAAGUAUAGUACUGCGGGGAUGCCCCUAGUACUGCACUAACUUCCUCUGUUUCUGUCGUUUGGUGUGGCGAAGGUGAAGUCAGCCGUAUAUUUUUAGAUCGUAUAAAAGGAACGGACUUAUGACACACAAUGCCAAGACAUUAGAAUGACUAAGGAAUAACAAAUUCAAGCCGGAAAAAUUGUUUCCUAAUAUGGGUAUGAUGACUUGAGCCCACUUCACUACAUGUAACAGCUUGAAGUCAACUUGCAUUUUCGUGGCCACACAAGGUUGUUUUGUACUGUUUAUCACUUAUUCUUGCUGUUGAAUUGACUCAGCAUUAUUUUGGAAUACAUGGAGGAGGAAGGAAAUGGUUUUGAUCCAUUUUUCGAUCGACCUAGGCCUCAACGAUCUCUCAACGUUGUGCUGGCGAACCCAAGAGAAACUGGGGUUGUAGAAUUUCUGGCAGCUAUUAGAGAGGGAAAUCUUGAUGAAGCAAGGACCAUUUUCAAUGUUAAGAAGUUGGAUCCUAAUAUCACAUGGACUCAGGGAGAAACAGGAUUACAUCUUGCAGCAAGAAAUGGCUACCUGGAAUUUGUAAAGUUUUUAAUUGAGACUGGAGCGGAUGUGAACAUAAAAGAACCACGCAGAAAGCUCCCCAUCCAUGUAGCUGCGUCAAGUGGCCAUGCUGAUGUCGUAAAAAUUCUCAUAGAAGCUGGUUCCCCUUUAGACGAUGUGGAUAGAUUUGGACGAUCACCACUAAUGUGGGCAACUAAAGGAAGAUAUGUUGAAGUUGUAAAGGUUUUGCUCCAGGCAGGGGCAUCUGUGACUUCACAAGGAAAUUGGCAUGCUCUGCAUGAAGCGUGUAAAGCAGGUUAUACGGAGCUGGUUCAAGUGUUAAUAGAUUCAGCGGCACCAGUAAAUAAUCCAGUUCAGUAUUCCGGUGGUGCUCCCUGGUCACCUCUUCACAUUGCUGUUCGGCAGGGACAUCUGGAUUGCGUCAAAUUACUUAUCAGGGCUGGGGCUAAUGUGAACAGUGUCAAUGCUGGCAAGCACACUCCUCUACACGAGGCUGCCUACAGAGGAUAUGACGACAUAAUAUUGGAACUUCUUCUCCGCGGGGCAGACCCGCAUGCAACCAGUAAUCAGAAGAGAACACCCCUACAUGAAGCUUGUAUUCAAGGAAAUGUGAAGGCUGUGGUUAUGCUUCUGGAUGUUGGCAGUAAAGUCAAUGGCACAGAUCUAUUACGGGAUACACCUCUUCAUAUGACCCUUAGAGCUGAUCAUGCCUAUGACAUUGCAGUCCAGUUAACGACUAUUCUGCUCCAGUAUGGGGCAUCACCAACACUCCUUGGACAUGACGAUGACAUGCCGCUUGACAUAGCGAGACGAAGUGGCCAGAGUUACUGCUUAGAGUUGCUGGAGAUUGCUCUUGAAAUGCCUCAGCCACUAACACGGAUUUGUAAAGUUCACUUGAGAAAACAGUUUGCCUGCCAUUGGAAUGACAUAGAGGAGCUUCCACUGCCAGUGACAUUAAAAUGUUUUCUUAUAGAUGAAGUUUAGCUCAAGAUUGCAUGUCUCUGCAAAGAGAAAUGAAUUUUAAACAUUGACUUUUAUAAAAUUGGUGAACCUUGGAUGAUUGAGAGAAGUUUUAUUCAAGAUAGCAUAAUUAUUUUCACAAACAAUUGCCACAGGCAUCUUGUUUGGAGACUGUGAAUGUGGGCACACUCGUUGUCACAUUCAUUUUUAUGUAUUGAAAAUGGUGCUUUGGUACCACUAAAUAUUGCAUUCUUUAUCACAUUUUCACAGUUGUCACAUACACCGGUUAAAGUGUAGCUCUCUUUGUUAGUUGUGUAACCUCUGACUUUCUGCCAUUUGUUCUCUUCGCUGUCAGUAGGGCAACGGUGAUGUAAUCUAGAGAUCACAGGUUUAACCCUACCAUACCAUGGCCAGUGAAGUUUUUCUUUGCCUGUUGUCCCAGUUUAUUUUCUAAGCCGAUGCUCAGUAGCAAAUUCCCAAUAGGUGUUGUACUUCCACUUUGUAAUAUUAUAUAAUUUACUUGCAGUAACUAAUUCAAUCUGUAAUUUCCGAUGCCUCUUAGGAUAGCCUUGCCAUGCCCCUCCUCCCCCACUAAGCCACUUCCUCCCCAAGAAUGAUUUACUUAUUGGUACUUUUCGGAGGUUUUAUCCAAAUUCUGUUGAGCUGAGCAUGUACCUCAGUAUAGAUUGGGAGUCUCCGCUGGGAUUUUUGAAUUUUAAAACAUUUAGACUGGUGUACUAACCAGUGUGUAUAACUGCCUCUCUUGUAAAAUAGAUUGGUACCUUUCUCAACAAAGUAGGUCCACUCACGCAUGGAUUGAUAUUAAUAUUACUUCCUGUAGAUGCAUAG
Molecule: messenger RNA, 2366 nt
Organism: Orbicella faveolata
Lineage: Eukaryota; Metazoa; Cnidaria; Anthozoa; Scleractinia; Merulinidae
Cellular component (GO): nucleus
Molecular function (GO): protein binding
Source: RefSeq, a predicted model, not a curated record